Molecule: messenger RNA, 5484 nt
Organism: Dujonia railenensis
Lineage: Eukaryota; Fungi; Ascomycota; Pichiomycetes; Serinales; Debaryomycetaceae
Source: the annotation of a GenBank genome assembly
AUGAUCCUGGCUAUUUUUGGGAAUGGAAAUGGCGAAGACGCAAAGAAGAAGGGUGGUGAAAGUAACUCCAUUGACCCACGCCAAGAAGAGAAGGAGAACGUCCGACCAGAUAACAACGACGAUUGGGAAAAUGAAUUCGAGCAUAGAAGCAGAAAGACUGAAGCAGAUGACGGGGGCGAUAACUUAAGAAAUAAAGAAUAUGAAGAAAUUUACCGAUCAGUGUCGGCCAGUAAUCGCAACGAUGACGAAGAAGAAGAUAAAAACCCUACCUCUAAGAGAAGACCCAAGAGUAAUAUAGCGUAUAACAAUGAUGAAACGAAAACAAUCGGGAAUCCUUGGUCACCAUUCAGCUGGUAUAACAACUUCGACAAAAAAGAAAAAAGAUACGAAAAUGAUGAAGAUGAAGAGCGAGAUAGGGAGGAUGCUCAACAUGCUGCACUCCGAACUGGAGCGGGCCCAAGAGAAGGUCAGCAGAAUGGUGAUUUUGAUGAAGAUGACGAGCGCAAUGGAGCUUGGAGGAGCGAAACUCCCAACUCUCCUAUGGAGGAAAAGCCUCACAAUCAUUCUUAUCGUACUAUGUUUGGGAACAAUGUGAGCAACGUUCAAUCCAACGGAGCAAGACGAAGAAAGACCAAAACUAGGUUCUUUAGAAACAAGGGGAAACAGCAUCCCAAGAACAAGAGAAAGCAGUCAGUUUAUUAUGCUGAUGAAGAAGGCAAUGACGAAGAUACUGCUGCUUAUUUCACUGGUUUGAGAGCUCAGCAGUUGGUCGGUUCACUUGCAGCCGGCUCUCCCGCAAUUAAUAUUUUAGCUUCAUGCUUACUCGAAGAUGAACAUGGAAUUGCUAGAGCUCCAUUGUUGCUUUCAUUACUUGGUUUAAAAGUUAGUGAUAUUUCCAAAUCUGUAAACACUAAGAAUAGAAAGUUUAGAAUAGAUUUGGAAUAUGGAGUGGGUGAAGAAAGAUUGCGCUGGAACGUAGAGAAGAGUGCUAGUGACCUUUUAUACCUUCACUCAAGGUUUAAAUUUGUGAAUUGGAGGCAUGAAGUUGUCAGGAAUAAAAAUAGUGAACUUCCUAAGGUUCCGAUUCCACCACUUAGGACCAAUAAUAAAGAGAAGAAACACGCACAAGGUUACACUCAUGAAGAUGAAGAUCAUUUAAAAGUCCCAAGCGCUUCACAUGGUGGUGGAACUACAGGCAGUCAAAGUAAUGCGGAUAAUUCACCACAAGAUAAUGAAUCAAUAGGCAGCGGUGAGCAUUUUGCACGCUUGAGGACAUAUUUAAGUUCAGUGUCUUCAACGGCGUCUUUGCUGCCUGAUAUUGUGAAAUCAAAAAUGAAAAAGAAUCAGGACUAUAUCGUUCAAGUGACAAAUUAUUUGAACGAUUUGAUUGGUAAGAUAUCUUUAAAACCUCAGUCCAAUAGAUUAUUUCAAUUUUUUGAAAUCCUGCCCAUAUCUUCAUUGUUAAGUUACGAGACUGGGUUUCAAGGAAAGCAAGGUAUUGUUCAUAUUGGAGGCACCACAAAGUCUCAAGGAUGGAGAGUUGGCCACUUCAAAGCUAAUGACUUAAAGGGAAUGAUUGAUAGAAGACAAGAAAAAUGGUUACUUAUUAGAAAUACGUAUAUCAUGUAUGUUUCCGAUAUUAACUCAACGUUACCAUUGGAAGUAUUCCUUGUUGACCCCAAAUUUGAAAUAAAAUAUAAGAAAAGAAAACAGGAUGAUGAUGAUGAUGAAGAGGAGGAAGAGGUCGUGAACUAUGAAGAACUGUCAAUUUCACAGAAAUUAGCAAUAGAUAAAGAAAAUGGCGAUAUUUUGUCAAAGAAUAAUAAGAUUUUCAAGCACCUCAAAAUUACAUUAGUCAACAGUGAAAGGCAAUUGGUUAUACUUCCGAAGUCAACAAAGGAGCAAAAGCUUUGGAUAAAAUCUUUGGAGGAAAUGAAGAAUCAGACUCCAUGGUCCGAACCUCAUAGAUUUGGAUCUUUUGCACCAGUCAGAGAUAAUUGCUUUGCACAGUGGUUUGUAGACGGAAGAGACUACUUUUGGGCCGUGUCUUCUGCUUUAGAAAUGGCCAAAGAUGUCAUUUUUAUUCAUGAUUGGUGGUUAUCUCCUGAAUUAUAUCUUCGUAGACCAGCAAAUGGGAAUCAGCAGUGGAGACUUGAUAGGAUAUUGCAAAGAAAAGCUCAGCAAGGGGUUAAGAUUUUUGUGAUUGUUUAUCGUAAUGUCGGUACUACUGUUGCUACUGACUCAUUGUAUACGAAGCAUUCAAUUUUAUCUUUAGAUGAGGAGAAUAUCCACGUCAUUCGUUCACCAAAUCAAUUACUUCAAAAUACUUAUUUUUGGGCUCAUCAUGAAAAGUUAUGUAUAGUAGAUCAAACCGUUGCAUUCGUUGGUGGAAUUGAUUUAUGUUAUGGAAGGUUUGAUACUCCUGAUCAUGUAUUGGUUGAUGAUUCUAAAGUAACAUUCGAUUCUUUGCGUGAAAAUGGCAGACCCACUACUGAAGAGCAUAUUAAGUUUCAAACAUUCCCAGGGAAAGACUAUUCUAACCCGAGAGUAAAAGACUUUUUUGGAUUGGAUAAACCUUAUGAAUCGAUGUAUGACAGAGAGGCCAUUCCUAGGAUGCCAUGGCAUGAUAUUCACAUGGUGACACUGGGUAAAAUAGCUAGUGAUUUAGCAAGACAUUUUGUUCAAAGAUGGAACUAUUUACUUCGUCAAAAGAGACCGCUGAGAUUCACUCCAUUGUUAACACCACCACCGGACUUUACCGACGAAGAAAUACAAGAUAUGGGGUUGGGAGGUACUUGCGAGGUGCAACUUUUGAGAUCAUCUUGCAAUUGGUCAUUAGGGUUGACUGAACACGAACAGAGUAUCCAAAAUGCCUAUUUGAAGCUUAUAGAAACAUCAGAACAUUUCGUUUACAUCGAGAAUCAGUUUUUUAUCACUUCAUGUGUAGUUGAUGGAACUGAAGUGAGAAAUAGAAUUGGAGACGCAUUGGUCGAUAGAAUAAUACGUGCUCAUAAGGAAGGUAAACCUUGGAGAGCAGUUAUUGUUAUUCCGCUCAUGCCAGGUUUUGAAAGUCAAGUGGAUGAGCCAGAUGGAUCUUCUGUAAGAGUUAUCAUGCAAUGCCAAUUUUUAUCUAUUUCUAGAGGUGCAACUUCAAUCUUUGCUAAGCUAAAAAAAUAUGGCAUUGAGCCUGAUGAUUACAUUCAGUUCUUCUCGUUGAGAAAAUGGGGUAUAAUUGGUCCAGACAGGACUUUGGUAACUGAACAAUUGUAUAUUCAUGCAAAAUGUAUGAUUGUUGACGAUAAGGCUGCAAUAAUUGGUAGCGCAAACAUUAACGAAAGAUCAAUGAGAGGUGUAAGAGAUUCUGAGGUUGCUGCUGUUGUUAGAGAUAAGGAAACUGUUAAGACCACAAUGAACGGAGAACCUUAUAUUGCAGGUAAAUUUGCGCACACGUUAAGAAUGAGACUAAUGAGAGAACAUCUUGGAGUCAGCGUCGAUAUCUUGGAAAUAAUUGAAAGAAGAUUUUCAAAGUUUGAAAAAUAUGCCAGCACAGACGCCGGAAUAGAAGCUAGCUAUACUGGAAAGUUCGAAAAACGUGAAAAUAGAAUUUUAUCGGCAAUGGUUGAAAUUGCAAGCAGAGACAUUUUAAAUCAAAAGAAAGGUACGAAGUUGUGGCAAAAAUUCAGAAAUAAAAUAAGUGAUUUGAAAGAAGAUGAAAUAUUCGAAGGUGCCGUAAACGAGGAGCUCGAGGCAGAAUUAGAAGCCGAAGAAGAAGGACCAACUCCAUUGUCAUUGCCUAUUUCAUUCAAUAAUAGGACCGGUACUUAUGAAGCUAAUAAGGGAAUUCGAGACAAAAAGAAGCACUCAUACGAUGCAAGAGUUCAACAAAAUAGUACACACAAGAAGGAUGUUUCAGGAUAUGGUCCCGACAUGUAUAAGUUGAAAGUAGCUAAGAGGGCAAGAUUGAAUAGUGCUAAGUUUUUAAAAGAAUUAGCACACAAGGCGAUGAAGAAAAACCCUACAGGAAUUUUCUUACCAAAUCUACAUGAAGUUGAGGAAUUCUUGGAAAGCGAUGAUGCAGAUUUGUCUUCUGAAUUGAGUAAAGAGGAAUGUGAAUCUAUUAUUGCAGAGAGAAACAAGGAGAGAUGGCUACUUUUGAAGAAGAUAUCUUACAUGCAACGUACGGCUGCAAAAGAAAAGGAACAAAGAGAUGAGGAAGUCAAGAAAAGAUGUGCAGCUGGCUUGGAAAAGUACCCAGAUGUCACUUCCAAUGCCAAAACUGAGAAUACGAAUAACAAUGUUUCAUACCAUGAACAUGAAAAUGAAAAGGGACACUUAACCGCGAAUGGUAUCACUGUGCCAAGUGGUGGAGACCACCUUAACUUAGAAAAUGGUCCAAAAGUCUCCAAAUUCUCGUCAGUUUCAGUACCCCAAAACAACGGCAGCAUCCCUGGUACAGGCAUUGAAGAAUCAGAAGAAGAUAAAAAUGAUGCAGUUCAACCUGCGGGAGGUUCAGUGGAACGUGAAGAUAUUCCAAUUAUUUCAUUGGAUGAACAGGGAGUUGUGGAUUUGAUGCAAGGAGUCAACCCUAAGGCAUAUGAUAAUUUCAGCACUUUUGUUGAUCCAUACGGGUUUGAGGAUCCAUUGGAUGAUGAAUUUUAUGAAGAUUUAUGGUUUGAACAUGCUAGAAGGAAUACUGAAAUAUAUAGAAUGAUUUUCCACACCCAACCGGAUGACUUCGUACCAACAUGGAAAGAUUAUAAGCGUUACUCCAAAUUGCAAAGUGCGUUCUUAUUAGCUCAGAAGCAGGAAGCAAAAUACAAGCGGGACAAUUUAGAUAGGAGUACUCGUGCGGCAAAUGGAUAUGAAGAAAAUUCGGAACUUAGUAGUGCUGACACUUUCAACAGGAAAAGUGUUUCAAGUAUCAAGAUGCAUGAAUUUCAAGAUGUUGGUUUGUUGGGACACCCACCGCAGAAGGGGCAACCAGGAAUAGAAUCUUCAGACAGUAAGAGGAUUAAAUUUGGCAGAAGAUUUAGCACCAAGGAUGUCAUUCCCGAAGAAAAUGCUGAAAUGAACGGGAAUAAAGAAAAUGGCCAUGUUAAGGAGGAAGAUGACAAUGAAGAGAAUGGCUACUUCGAGAAUAAGGAAGAUGAUGAUGAUGAAGAUGGUAUUCUUGUGGACGGAGAGUUGUUACCAAGCAGACGUGAAGAGAGCCAAGCGUCUGAAAGUUCGUCUGACCCAAAGACCAACGAGGAGAGCUUCAUUAAAAGUCAAAGGAAGAAGAGAAGAAGAGCAGGUACAUUCACUGCUAGAAGAAGAGCCCUCACUGGGGAUAGAAUAUACGACCGUACUACAGCAGAAAGAAUUUUGACCGAGAUCCAAGGCCAUUUAGUGUUCUUCCCAGCAGACUGGUUAAUAAGAGAGCUUGAAGGGGGUAAUUGGUUUUACAAUACAGAUAGGAUUCCUCCGAUAGAAAUUUACGAUUAG